UGACCCGGAUUCAAACUUUCAUUCCAUCAGACUCGCCUUGCUAAAAACAUCCAAAUAGCUGUGAAGUCUUGUGGAAGUUCGCUAAUAUUGUAAUGUUGGCUAUGCUAACGUUAGCUAACUUGCUACUAGCUAGCUAUUAUGUGGGGGGCAAGCUGGAUUUCUAAAUAAACUGGCCAAGCUCAGAUUUGUUGGUGAAACCGAGGCGUUGUAUUGUACAGAUGUGUGUACAUUGAGAAUGUAUAUGUGAACAUCAAUGGACACGGAUCGACGCCUCGCUGUUUGGAGUUGACGUCAGGAGGUGUAGCGACGGAGUACGGUUUCCACGGAGUACGGACCGUCUACCAAGAUCGUUCAGACCCUUCCUGGUGAUAUACCUACGCCAGGAUGACGUGCAGGGAUCGCACCAAUGAGUUUCAGUCCGCUUGCAAAUCCCUACAGACCAGACAGAAUGGUGUUCAGCCCACCAAGCCGGCCCUCAGUGCUCUCAAGCAACGCAGUGACUUCACCCUCAUGGCCAAGAGAAUAGGAAAAGACUUGAGUAAUACAUUUGCUAAACUAGAGAAACUCACUAUAUUGGCUAAAAGAAAAUCUCUAUUUGAUGACAAGGCAGUGGAGAUUGAGGAGUUAACCUACAUCAUCAAGCAGGAUAUUAACAGCCUGAACAAGCAGAUAGCCCAGCUGCAGGAUCUGAUUCGUUCACAUGGAGCUCCCAGCGGCAGACACAUCCAGACCCAUUCCAACACCAUCGUUGUCUCCCUGCAGUCCAAACUGGCAUCUAUGUCCAAUGACUUCAAGUCGGUUCUAGAAGUAAGAACAGAGAACCUGAAGCAGCAGAAGAGCAGGAGAGAACAGUUCUCUCAGCCUCCUGUCUCCUCCUCUUCUCCUCUCCUCGCCAACAACUUCAAGAGUUCAUUGUUGAUGCAGGAUGAGUCCAGGAGUACGGGGGGUGAGGUGGCCAUCGACAUGGACAACCAGUCUAACCCUCUACAGCUCCAGCUCAUUGAUGAGCAGGACUCGUACAUCCAGAGCCGUGCAGACACCAUGCAGAACAUUGAGAGCACCAUCGUAGAGCUGGGUUCCAUCUUCCAGCAGCUGGCUCAUAUGGUGAAGGAGCAGGAGGAGACAGUACAGAGGAUUGAUGCUAACGUGGAGGACACUCAGCUCAACGUGGACAUGGCUCACACAGAGAUCCUAAAGUACUUCCAGUCUGUGUCCUCCAACCGCUGGCUUAUGGUCAAGAUUUUCCUCGUCCUCAUCGUCUUCUUCAUCGUCUUUGUGGUCUUCCUCGCCUGAGCAGGGAGAAACGACAGAGAAAGAAGGGAAUCAUGAAGAAGGGGGGGAAAGUCUGGUAGGUUGUGUCACUCCUAGUGUCUCUUCUGGUAGGUUGUGUCACUCCUAGUGUCUCUUCUGAUAGGUUGUGUCACUCCUAGUGUCUCUUCUGGUAGGUUGUGUCACUCCUAGUGUCUCUUCUGAUAGGUUGUGUCACUCCUAUAAAACACUAGUCGAUCAAUAGUUCAGGCGGGGUCAUGCUGUCUGAAAUAAGACAAUGGGAAAGCUUGGACUGAGAUGAGGGGUUGCCACAGCAACGGAGCAGUUGGAAUGGAGUGUUAUUGGACGGUUUGGGACUUGAGGUCCAGCAGACCAACAAAUUAUAGUAGUUCUCCCCCCACAGAGAUUAAUGAAAUACCUGUAAUGAAAAGGAUGUGGUAUCGAAACACUUUAUAGUAUGACCAGAAUUCUUAUCAUUCUGUUCUUUGUUACUUUAGAGACUAAAUCAUCAUCAUAAAACAUUUAAUCAAAAAUUGCUAUUUAAUGGUUUGAUUCUGCAAACUGGUUUUGGUUUUUGGUUAAUUUUAUUUUAUGCCUCGUAGUGUUGAUUGGUGGUAAGACAGGAAGGGCUUACUCAUUAAAUUCCUGUCUGUGAGCACACAAAAUACUGGAGUUUUCUUUCUCAUAUUGUAAUUAUGUAUUCUAGUUUUUGUUCCUCAUUAUUAUCCUCUUAUUAAAGAGAGGGACUUUAAGCACUUCUCGCUCUAUCAUUCACACCACGCAUGAGUGAAUGUUUUUGUUUUUUCGUUGGGGGACUUUCGAGCUUUCAAGCUUCCUUAUUUGCCAAAUGGUUACUUUCAAUUUCAAAGAAAUGUGACAAGACACCUGUGGUACGAGCUGUUGUUUUAUGAAGUACAGGAGGGUUAAAGGUGGUUUAAACUGAAGAGGACAUUCCCUUCAUAGAUCCAAUCAUAAACACAAUGUGACGAGUCAGACCCGAACACUUUAUAACAAAUUACAUAACACUGUUAUUGCAGAAUUAACAGUCAGCUGGGGUCAGUUUGAAUACUGUUACCUGUUGUGUGUCCCAAAUGCCACUUCCUAUACAGUGCACUACUUUGAUCAGAGCUUUAUGGGUCCUGGACAAAAGUAGUGCACUAAAUAGGCAAUAGGGUGCCAUUUGAGACUCAUCCUAUGUCAUUUGAGAGAAACCCUUAUUAACAGGUUGUUAUAACAGCUGUUAUAAACAGGUGACAUGCUGAUGGUUAUGACUAGGUAUGAAGGGCCGAAUGUACACUAGUGAAGUGACUUUCUCUACCAAAAUGCUCUGCAACUGGUCAGUUUGGACCUUCCUGUUUUAUUGGAGACUGUCCUCUUCAUUUCCUCUAUCUCUGAGGACAGACGUCUCGGAGGACAGACGUUUAUGUACAGGCUAUUAUUUAACGACCAGAACUUUUGUUAAUAAGAAAACACUCCUAUUUCUUCCCUUUUUUUGCCAAAUGCCUUGACUUCUACAGUGUAUAAAGUGCUAAUGUAUUGGAAAUAAGUGCAUAUUAAAAAAUAACUAUGGGGAAGUA
Salmo salar (Atlantic salmon) is the source of this 2846-nucleotide messenger RNA. Its product is annotated as syntaxin-5. NCBI's taxonomy places the organism in Eukaryota, Metazoa, Chordata, Actinopteri, Salmoniformes, Salmonidae. The record is from RefSeq and is a predicted model, not a curated record. Gene Ontology annotation, cellular component: SNARE complex; Golgi membrane; endomembrane system. Gene Ontology annotation, molecular function: SNARE binding; SNAP receptor activity. Gene Ontology annotation, biological process: vesicle fusion; intracellular protein transport; endoplasmic reticulum to Golgi vesicle-mediated transport.